Messenger RNA from Osmerus eperlanus (European smelt), 2021 nucleotides. It is a transcript of the gene klhdc3l, whose product is annotated as leucine-zipper-like transcriptional regulator 1 homolog. Lineage: Eukaryota; Metazoa; Chordata; Actinopteri; Osmeriformes; Osmeridae. Gene Ontology annotation, cellular component: Golgi apparatus. The transcript is spliced from 8 exons. The record is from RefSeq and is a predicted model, not a curated record. The coding region runs from base 354 to 1646 and encodes 430 amino acids. Gene Ontology annotation, molecular function: protein binding.
AAGUUAUCGGCUAGUUUAAACUAUAAAGCUUCUGCAGUUGCUGUUUGAUUUCAGUCGAUUCUAACUUUUUCUGCGCUCUUCAUUUAAUUAAAGAACAUUUACGAUAUCCAAACGCACAUUCACAUCAAAGUAAAAUAAUUUAAGAAAUAGUCAUCAGGGAAAAUACGUUACAUGAAUAUAGUUCUAGAAGAUUGGACUACGGGUGCUCAGAUAACGGCAUUGUGUUCCAUCAACGUUCACGUCAAGAGGAUUCCUAGGCUAUCACCCGAUAUGUCUGUGGUUUUACUUUUGGCGAUUGCGUGGUAUAGCCUUACAAGAAGGCCCAAAUGACAGCAGACAUAGGCCAGUAGCCUAUGAGUCGAAGGAGUCCUAGCCUCUGGAGCCAGCUCCCCCAGAGCUGUCAGGCUCCAUGUGACCGCUAUAAGCAUGCCUGCUGCUCUCAUGGGGGCCAAGUCUAUGUUCUGGGAGGCAGGGAGAAGCACUCUCUCAGGGACUUCUGGAGGUACAGUGUGGUGCAUAACCAGUGGACGGAGUUGGACUGUAGCAGUGAAGCAGCACCAGAGGAACUGGAGGAACACUCUAUGGUGGUCCAUCAGGGUUUCAUAUACGUCUUUGGAGGAAUGAUGGACUCUGCAUACACUCACUGGAAGAGUGCGUUGUGGGUAUUUGAUAUUGGAAAGGAACAGUGGGUGCACUGGCAGGGCAUGAGAAGCUCUUCUCAGAACCAGAUGCCUGUCAACAGAAAGGGCCACAGUGCCGUGAUGUUCAGCUCCACAAUGUACAUCUAUGGAGGAUACAUAGACAUGAGAGGCUCAUCACAGGAGUUCUGGAGUUUUGAUUUUGACACCAUGCUGUGGUCCCUGUUGCACAGUGCCCAGGGAGGGGAUGGUCCAGGUCCCAGACACAACCACUCUGCCAUCUCUCAUUUGGACAACAUGUACCUGUUUGGGGGUCUGAGGGGCCUGCGUGAGCAAAAAGACCUCUGGAGGUGGAGCUCCACAAGACACACCUGGAGCUGCCUCAAAACCCUGUCUGGCCCUUCUAGGCUGCUUGGACACUCAGCUGUGGUGUACAGGGACAAUAUGCUCUUGUUUGGGGGAGGAGAGAGCCUGGGAACACCCAGUAAUUGCCUGUGGAGGUACAGCUUUACCUCCCAGACUUGGGAGAAACUGACUGCGCUUCCUGGCUCCAGUCCCCCCUCCAGGAUCCAUCAUUGCUGUGUGGGACUGGGCCCCAGCUACCAGUCCAAGACAGGCACUUGUUCCCCUACUGCCACCAUAAAAAACAGCCUGGAAAACAGCAAGCUCAGGCCCUUUAAAAACAAAUGCUUCCCAGUAUCCCCCUGUCAGGGGACAGAGGGCGCUAUUGAGCUGGAGACCUUCAGCUCAGUGAAAGGCAAAAGCCUGAUUGAACUAGGUAUCUACUGUAAUGGACUGAAAGGGAAAGAUACCCAGAGAAUUGGGAACUGCCUGACAUUUGAAAACCAAGAGGCCUCCAGUAAGCAGUGGGAGGGUGAGGAGAGUUUGGUGGGCUCCGAGGAAAGCAUAACUGACCACCUGCCUGACCUACUGCUGGUGUUGGGGGGAAAUUCCAAAAGUGUACAUACAGCCAUCUCUGUGUGGCAUAUGACCCUCACUGACCUUUGACCUGUAACCCCCACAGAUGCAGAUGGAAGUGGUUGCUUUUUGUUUAGUUGCAUAUUUUUACAUGAUACUAUCUACAGAACAUAAGCCUCAGAGUUUGGGAAACAAAGACAGUGAGUCAAAAAUGUUUUUGUGAAAAGAGUGUGGUCUGCACUGUUGAAUGAGCAACACAUUUUUCAUGAAGUUAAAUCGUUUUUGAUGUGUUUUUCUUCUUUCCAAACAGUGUUAUAACACAGUACUUUAUCGUAAACAUGUUUAUCUACUUUAUAAGAUAAAUCAAAACGCAUAUAUGUAUGCUCUUGUAAAUUACAUUGUGGUUGACUGUUGUUAAAUAAAUGUUUUUGAAUGAACAAUAUUAAAACCAACAUUAUAUUUUCA